AUGGAUAUGUAUUUGACGUUUGGAUAUGAAUGUCAGCAUCAGUUCCGUCACGAACGAUGGAACUGUUCUACACCAUAUGGCUCCGGUUACUUUGGUCCAGUUCAUAAAAUCGGUUCACGAGAAGCUGCUUAUACAUAUUCGAUUCUGUCAGCCGGUGUAACGCAUGAGAUAGGACGUAGAUGUCGUCUCGGUUUGUUACAGUCGUGUGGUUGUAGUCAAGCACCACGGCCUAGUACGGUUAAUGAGAAAUGGACUUGGGGUGGUUGUGGUGAUAAUAUUGAAUAUGGCUACAGAUUUAGCCGUGACUUCAUCGAUGUUCGAGAAAAAGAAGAGGGUUUCCCUAAACGCUCCACUGAUCACGGACGUUCACUGAUGAACCGAUGGAACAACGAGUUGCUGAAACGAAAUACUCGUCCAAAAUGCAAAUGUCAUGGAGUGAGCGGUUCUUGUAACAUGAAAACAUGCUGGAUGCAGUUGCCAACUAUGCGGCAAAUGGGAGCCGUUUUACUGGGAAAAUAUCAUACUGCUAGACGAAUUCAGAUUAAUGCACGCGGUAAUAUGCAAAUUAAAAGUCAACCAGGAAAAAGAGAUCGAGAAAGAGGUGGAGGGCGGAAAAAUCGUGCUUUACAAACAGAACUUGUUUUUCUGGAUGACAGUCCUGAUUACUGUGUAGAAAACAGGGCACAAGGGACAGUGGGCACCACAGGGCGGAUAUGCAGGAAAGGUUCGCAUGGUUCCGAAAGUUGCGACUUUCUCUGUUGCGGUCGUGGUUAUAAUAGUUAUACAAAAGAAACGGAAACAAAAUGCAAAUGUAAGUUUCAGUGGUGUUGCAGAGUGGAAACAUUAUUUGUACCACAGUUAACUUUUAUGCUAUUCACUACUACGUAG
This is a messenger RNA of Acanthocheilonema viteae, 888 nucleotides long. NCBI's taxonomy places the organism in Eukaryota, Metazoa, Nematoda, Chromadorea, Rhabditida, Onchocercidae. The record is from the annotation of a GenBank genome assembly.